Engraulis encrasicolus (European anchovy) is the source of this 5249-nucleotide messenger RNA. It is a transcript of the gene sgsm3, whose product is annotated as small G protein signaling modulator 3. Bases 326 to 2593 code for a protein of 755 amino acids. NCBI's taxonomy places the organism in Eukaryota, Metazoa, Chordata, Actinopteri, Clupeiformes, Engraulidae. Gene Ontology annotation, molecular function: protein binding. The record is from RefSeq and is a predicted model, not a curated record. The transcript has 21 exons.
ACUAAUCCUUGCGGGACACAGGGACAGCGUCGUCAUUUAGCACAGAUUUGGGCUAGUCAGAUAGCCAUGACCCUGGACGAAUAUCAACUCACUUUAUUACGCUUAACUGAUUUUGAAAGGUCACUCUGAGCAUUUUAGCUGUGUUUGUGUUUGUGGCGUAGUGUUAACUAUACCGUACCUCAUGAUUGUUUUCGACUCAGAAGUGUCUCUACCAAGUAAAGUGUACUGACUGAGCCAUCACUUUCAAAGUGCUGGUGAUAUCUGUUGACCUGCGUCAGGCCCCUCAAUAAAGCCCCAGAGGUCAUCCUCACCACAGACAGCUAUCAUGUCAGGGCGGUACACCCCUGCCCCAGGGGGGCCCUUCUCUGCUCUCACCCCCAGCAUGUGGCCACAGGACAUUCUGGCCAAGUACCACCAGAAGGACCCUGCAGAGGAGUUAGAGCUUCAGUAUGAUGAGUUUGGCUUCAGGAUCGACAGCGAAGACGGCAUGGAGGCCCAUGAGUGGAUGAAUAGGGACGAGGACCCGCAACAGAGGCUGCGCUGGCAGGCCUACCUGGAGUUCACCCACAACCACACGGUGGGGGACCUGACCUGGGACCUCAUCUCGGCCUGCUUGCCCCGCUCCGACCGCCUGCGCUCCCUCGUCCUGGCCGGCAUCCCCCACACCAUGAGGCCGCAGCUGUGGAUGCGGUUAUCGGGAGCUCUGCAAAAGAAGCGGACGUCAGAGAUGUCCUACAAGGAGAUCGUCAAGAACAGCUCCACCGACGACACCACAGCAGCCAAACAGAUUGAGAAGGACCUGCUGCGGACGAUGCCCACCAACGCGUGCUUCAGCAGCCUGACGAGCGUGGGCGUGCCCAAGCUGAGGCGGGUGCUGCGAGCGCUGGCGUGGCUCUACCCUGACAUCGGUUACUGCCAGGGCACUGGCAUGGUGGUGUCGUGCCUGCUGCUGUUCCACGAGGAAGAGGAUGCGUUGUGGAUGAUGUGUGCCCUGAUCGAGGACCUGCUGCCCCCCUCCUACUUCUCCUCCACGCUGCUGGGCGUGCAGACGGACCAACGUGUCCUGCGCCAGCUCAUCGUGCAGUACCUGCCCCGACUCGACCGCCUGCUGCAGGAGCACGACAUCGAGUUGUCCCUGAUCACGCUGCACUGGUUCCUGACGUCCUUUGCCAGUGUGGUGGACAUCCGCAUCCUGCUGCGCAUCUGGGACCUGCUGUUCUACGAGGGCUCCGUCGUGCUCUUCCAGGUCACACUGGGCAUGCUCAAGAUCAAGGAGGAGGAGCUGGUGUCGUCGGAGAACUCGGCGUCCAUCUUCAACACGCUGUCGGACCUGCCCAGCCAGCUGGAGGACGGGGCGGCGGUGCUGGGCGAGGCAGUGCGGCUGGCCGGCUCGCUGUCCCAGGACAACCUGGACGCCCAGCGCCACAAGCACCAGGCCUACAUCCUGGCCGAGCAGGCGCAGCUCAACGGCAACAGCCACCACCUCCACUCCCACGCCAACCUCAACGCACACCUCAAUAAGGUGGUACGCAGACAGACCCUGCGCAGGAAGUCCACACUGAGCACGCUCCUGUGGGGCGAGGACGACGCGGAGACGCUGAAGGCUAAAAACAUCAAGCAGACGGAGCUGGUGGCGGCACUCAGGGAAGCCAUCACGCGCACCGCAGAACACUUCCACUGCCUGGACCCCCGCAAUGGCAGCAUGGACCUGACUCCAGAUUACUCCAUGGAGAGCCACCAGAGGGACCACGAGACCUUCCUGGUGGUGUCUCGUAACCGGCGGCGACGAGCCAAAGCCUUGCUGGACUUCGAGAGGCAUGACGACGAUGAGCUGGGCUUCCGCAAAAACGACAUAAUCACGAUCGUGUCCCAGAAGGACGAGCACUGUUGGGUGGGAGAGCUAAAUGGAUUGAGAGGUUGGUUUCCUGCUAAGUUUGUGGAGAUCCUCGAUGAGCGGAGUAAAGAGUACUCCAUGGCGGGCGAUGACUCUGUGACGGAGGCCAUAACGGACCUGGUGAGGGGCACGCUGUGUCCUGCGCUGAAGGACAUCUUCCAGCACGGCCUGAAGAAGCAGUCCAUACUGGGAGGACCCUGCCACCCCUGGCUCUUCAUAGAGGAGGCUGCCAGUAGAGAAGUGGAGAGAGACUUCAACUCUGUCUACUCCCGACUGGUGCUCUGUAAGACCUACAGGCUAGAUGAAGAUGGGAAGGUGCUGACCCCAGAGGAGCUCCUCUACAGAGCAGUGCAGUCAGUAAAUAUGAGUCACGACUCUGCACAUGCACAGAUGGACGUCAAGUUCCGCUCGCUAAUCUGCGUGGGCCUCAAUGAGCAGGUGCUUCACCUAUGGCUGGAGGUGUUGUGCUCCAGCAUCGCGGCGGUGGAGAAGUGGUACCAGCCCUGGUCCUUCCUGCGCAGCCCAGGCUGGGUGCAGAUCAAGUGCGAACUCAGGGUUCUCUCCAAGUUUGCCUUCAGUCUCUCGCAAGACUGUGAGCUGCCAGCAAAGAAAGAGGAGAAGGAACAGAAACCACUGAAGGAGGGAGUUCAGGACAUGCUGGUGAAGCAUCAUCUCUUCAGCUGGGACAUUGAUGGCUAACGCAUGGCACAGAUGACACUCACUCACUCACACAUCCAAACACUGGCCAAAGCAUCCCCACAUUCACUCCUACUCCAGACCAGCGUUGUUGAACCACGCACCUUUAUUCUUCACACAUGGAGCAACACCUGCAGAACCACAUGGCACACAGCACAGCAUGCCAGGUCUUCUUCUUACAACACUUUAAGUAAGGACACAUACAGUAGUAGGUCACAAUGAUCUUCCAGUCACAUUUUGUUAUGCCAAAAACAACUGAAUUGUCUCUUAAAUGCCUUACUCUGUGUAAAAAAGUUGGUCCUUCCAAGGAUGAAGAUGGGAACACAGACUUUUAAGUUGUGAAGAGACCAGUGCUAUACAGUGAAUGCGUUUAUAUGCAGUGAAGUAUCCCGAAUUUGAGGCUUAUGCCGGUUAUGAUCAUAUUGGAGAUGAGGUGUUUAUGUGAGCACAGAGCGUUAUAUCCCAGUCUACAUUCUUGGCCGUUAUAGAAUUCUCCUCAAAUGCAUGUAGCCUGGAUACCAGCGACAGCGUUCUAUGGGAAGCCCCUGUAUUCGGGAUAAGGUGUUUAGCGUCAGUAUCCUGGCUGCUGUCGGAAUAUUCCACGUAGCAUAUCCCGAUUUCUCAGUAUCCUGAAUAAGGGCUUAUGCGGGAUACUGAAGUCGGGAAAAGGUGUUUAUAUGCUCAAACGCAAAUUCGGGAUACUUAAUAUCCCGCUCAUAUUCGGGAUACUGGGCAGCAUGUAAACGCACUCAGCGCAGUACAUUCUCCAGAUGGUAAAGAAGUCCAGGAUCAUACUCAAACCCACCUCUGUUACAUACAGUAGUCAAUUGCAUCAUUGGCCAUGUGUAGAGCUGGGUGUAGCUGAGUGAUGCACAUCACAGGCAGGGGUUCAAACAGGGCACUGACCUCAAUCACCUCUUUUUAAACUACUGGUGGUGUAUUACCAAAUACACAGCAGGGGGGAAUGUGGGUUCCAUCAACUAAAGACCGUCCCUGCCCAACACCCUUUAUUACUCUUUGCUGAUGAUCCCAAACCUGCAACGGACAGAAGUAUUACAGUAUAUGAAGGGUAGGUGUCUGUUUCUGUUCACGUCUAUCAAGUCCCGAGACCACUUUUAAGACCAAUUAAGAAAAACUAUAAAGAAUGCUUGAAAUAGGUCAAUGUAGAAGUCUUUUUAAGUUAGGUUAUCUUUCAUGAAGAAUGACUGACAAAAAAAAUGAAUUCAAUUGUUUAUUGUAAGUCCUUGUAUUACAGAUGAAAUAUCACUUGAUCUGGAGUCUUUCCUGGAGUUUUUCCUCUCGUCUGUCCUAAAUGGUUCCACACACUUUCCUCCUUACUUAAUCAUGUAUAAUAUUUGUACAUUUUUUGCAAAUGUAGUUUAAUGUAUCAAUAAUCUGAUUUAUCGAAGUGGCUUAUGAGAGCCAUUUUUUGCUCGUGGGCUUUCACCCAUCACCGAACAGGUGAUCUUUGCUGCUCUAUUAAGACUCCGGGUCAACCAUUGUGUUUGGUUGUUUUUCACUGUAUGUCUCCGAAUAGGCAAAUGCCAGUCCACAAGUAUCUUCUGUAUGUUUUUUUAGUCAAGUAUCAUCUGUUGUCUAGCUAUUCCACACUCUUAACACUACGGCAGCAUUCCAAUAUGUGACCUCACGUCCUCCACUUGGGCUUGUGGCCUCACGUUUUGCUGAUGCCCUGCCCCCGUGGAGAAAACAAUUAAGUUUUCCCGCUGUCAGCCUAGCCAAAACAUUUUUUGGGGGACCAUUCUUCAUUUACCAUCCUGUUUGAAAAUGAGAAAAGGACUUUACAAUUGAGCUUUUGCAAGAUAUUGUAAUAUAAUGCUGUUGUCAGUGAUGUCAUCACGACGCAUUACUUCCUGGUACAAGGCCACAAGCACAAGUGGAGGGCGCAAGGUUCCUCAUUGGAAUGCACACUACUUCUCCUGAUAUAGACCCAGUAGGCAAUUCUGGGUCCACCCAUGAAACUGCUUGUUGUCCCCCUCGUUUGAUCCCCCCGCUGUUUGUAGUGGCUAAUCAAUAUGCCGAAUGACUGGCGGUGAUGGGCACCGCACGCCCAGCAGGUGGAGCCACCAGAGGGGAAAACAUGCCGUUUUUAUGGGCGGGCCAGAGGUGCCGACUGACUCGGAAUGCGUUCCAAUAUGCGACCUUGCGUCCUCCACUUGUGCUUGUGGCCUCGCCCCGCCUCCUGGCCCCUCCUCCGUGGAGAAAACAAUUAAGUUUCCCAGCAGUCAGCCUAGCCACAACAACUUUUGGGGGACUGUUUUUCAUUCACCAUCCCAAUUGCAAAUGAGAAAAUGACUUCACGAUUGAGCUUUUGCAAGAUAUUGAAAAGUAAUGCUGUUGUCAGUGAUGUCAUCAUGAUGUAUCACUUCCUGGUAUGAGGCCACAAGCACAAAUGGAGGAUGCAAGGUUGCAUAUUGGAACGCACCCAAUAUCUGGUGCUUGAUGGCCAGCCCCAUUGUGAGAUGGGCCAGGUUUUUUGUUUUUUUUCCCCUUUCCCCGCUACAGUUGGUGUAAUCAAUGUUGGAUUCCUGCUGUAACGGUUGAUCUGGACCACGAGAGGGCCACAGGGUUCUCGAUCGUACCCUACUUAGAUGUAGGUCUACAGUAAUUAAAAUCUACACAAUAAAAAUAAAAGUAAAGA